Messenger RNA from Limulus polyphemus (Atlantic horseshoe crab), 3525 nucleotides. RefSeq lists its product as uncharacterized. NCBI's taxonomy places the organism in Eukaryota, Metazoa, Arthropoda, Merostomata, Xiphosura, Limulidae. The transcript is spliced from 5 exons. The coding region runs from base 178 to 2448 and encodes 756 amino acids. Gene Ontology annotation, molecular function: 3'-5'-RNA exonuclease activity. The record is from RefSeq and is a predicted model, not a curated record.
UUAUAUUAAAUUUAAAAUAGGGCUUAUUGCUGACGAGCUGGUGAAUUUUUUUUCACUAAACCAGUGAAAGUUAGGCUUAACGUGAAGGACCGGUGUAUUGUUUACAAUGCCCCAAAAGUCUAAAUAGAAUAUGUUAGAAAGGUUCUGCGUAAAGACAGCUUCUGUGCAUUGUGUGUUAUGAAAAUAAAUUUUGAAGAUUUUAUAACAUACACAUUUCAUUUUGAUGAUAUUAUCAGAAAGUUAAUGUUUAGCAAAGGCAGUGGAUAUCAUCUAAGUCUUGAACCAUGUUUCAGCAUUAACUCUCUAUUUAGACUCAUGAACAGUCGACGGCAGUUCUUUCAUUUUAUACCCCCCAUAGCUCAUUUGAGGACAAAUAGCAAUGGACUUGAACAAGGUAAUGGCACUCAACAAGCUGCAAACCAACAGGCCCACUUCCUUUACAUGCCACAACUUAGCACUGUUUCCGGCAUGGGUCCUCAUAGGUGGAUAAAUAAUCACAGGUUUGGAUCAGUUGAUGGCUUACAUUUAUUGAUGCAGUAUUGCUCUUUCCAGCAGCCCCUUAUUCAACAGACCCAUUUCUCACGUUUUCCACAAACUAACACUUCUGUUGCUAUGGAUACAAACGUUGAAGCUACACGUGAUCUUACUAAAUCAGGAAGGAAAAGACAUUUUGAUGAUAACAUAAACUCUGUGACCUCAGUUUCUGUACAGAAUCAUCAAGGUCAGUUGCAUGAUUUGAAUUUAUUAAGCAGUUCCCAAAUAGUGUUAAAUGAUUCUGAAGGACAAACAUUUACAGGAGAACAGUUGCAGAGUUGUAAAACCAGCAGGGCAGAGGAUGCAGUAAAUUCUGAAGAUGACCAGUAUGAAUUUCAUAGAGAACAAGCAGCUAUAAAAAAUUAUGUUUUAAGGCAUCGUACUUGGCAGUACACCAAACCAAAAGAAGGAUGUGACAACACUGGUUUGGAGUUUAGCGUGAUGUCCUACAAUGUCUUGGCUCAGCAGCUUCUGUAUGACAAUUUGACCUUGUACAGACACUGUAACGAGCACAUCUUGAAAUGGGAAGUUCGUAGCCAGAACUUAAUACAAGAAAUAAAAGAAUCAAAUGCCUCGAUUUUAUGCCUUCAAGAGGUUCAGCAGACACAUUAUGAAGGGUUUUUUGUGCCAGAACUGGAAAUAUUAGGUUACAAAGGAUUGUACAAAAAGAGGACUGGGUCUAAGAAUGAUGGUUGUGCAAUUUUCUUCCAGAAGAAACUCUUCUCUCUCGAGUCUUAUGAGACAGUAGAAUUUUAUAGGGAAAAUGUCAGAAGUCUUGAUCGGGAUAAUAUUGGACUGAUUGCCAUCCUUCGACCACAAGUAACGCACACUCAAAAUGACAUGAAGCUCGUUGUAGCCACGACUCAUCUGCUGUUUAAUCCUCGAAGAGGAGAUAUCAAACUUGGGCAGUUAAGGCUCUUACUUGCAGAAGUUGAUAAAUUUGCAUUUCGUGGAUUCACCCAAAAAUCCCAACAGCCAAUUUAUCAUCCAAUAAUACUGUGCGGCGAUAUGAACAGUAAGCCUUUCUCGCCGUUAUACAACUUCCUUGUCCAAGGGAGGCUAAGGUAUGAUGGAAUUUUAUCUGGAGAUGUUUCAGGGCAACCAGAAGGAAGUCACAGGGGGAGACCUAUUUUUCCAACUGAACUCGUUCAUCCUCUGCUGGGGAUAUCUGAAAAAUCUCAGUACCUUAAUAUUCAUAAAGAACGGAUGAAAAUAAAAUUGGCUGAAAGAAUGGAAGCUUUAUCGGGAGAAGAUAGAAAAAAACUUAUCUCUACAGAUCAAGCCAGCAUAAAAACAGAUGAAAAACUGGUUGAAGAUCAAGGCAGUGGUGGAGAGAGCUCUCUACAGACAUUCACACCAUCAGGAAGUAGAGAUUGUUGGACUGAUGAAGGUAGUUCUCCAGUUAAGGAAGGCUAUAACAAUUGUCGUCAACAAGGUAAAGACGUUGAGAUAAUAGACCAAUCAACUUCUUAUGAGAUGAUGGCAAAUUUACAAUCUGAUGUCUUACGUACUAGUUCUGUAGAAAGAGAGUCAAAUUUUGUAACUGACCAAGGUGAAAAAAACAAACACCCAGAAAUGCUACAACAACCUGAAAAAUCCAAAACACGUGAGAAAAAUGAAACAAGUGGAUUAAUUCGCCAUCGUUUAAAUCUUGUUUCUGUUUAUACACACAAAACUCCAUUUGGAGAGCCUGAAGUCACAACACAACAUUCAAAAGCUAACUGCACGGUAGAUUAUAUUUUUUAUUCCGUGAAGUACAAAAGUAAGAAUCAUUUAAAAGAGGGACCACUUCAGUUAUUAGGCUGGUGUAACUUACUCUCAGAAGCUCAAAUGAACUGUAUUGGCCUUCCUAACGCUUAUCAAGGAUCAGAUCAUUUGUCAUUAAUUGCAAAGUUUCGUUUAAAUAAGUAUUAACCAAACUAUUUAAAGUCAAAGAAGGUAUGCCAAGACCGAUAUCAUACAUAUUUUUACUACUGAUAGAAACAUGUUUAAAUCCGAUCCAAGUCAGGUCGUUAAUUACUGUAAUGUUUCUUAUUCUACUCUUAUUUUUAAAACUUAUUUCAGUCUUUUUAGCAGUGGCUUGUUUGGAUGGUGUCUUAUCACAGUACUGGGAUGGGGGGAAAAUGUGCAAUUGGUUGCAUGUGUGGUAUCUCUCCCAGUAGAAGCUUGGCAUCAAGUUAAAUCACUUGAAGAUUCUAUUCUGAUGCACUAAAAACUUUUCUCCUCCUUCCCCACCCAAAAAAAAAGGGUUACGAGUGAUUUGAUCAUAGAUGAAAAAGUAUUCAUUUUAUAAAGCCAUUAUUUACACAUAAAUAAGAAUUAAAUGUAAAACAAAUUAUAGAGCUUUUAAAACCAAACUAUAUAUUGCUUUAAUUGUUUAAUACGAGCAUUAAUUUUGCUUUUUAAAAAGUAUUCUCGGACAGAAUUAUUUAAUAUGCGAUACAAAAAUGGUAGUUAUUUGAAAACUAACAAUUUAAUUAAACGACAAGCUACAUUAGACAUUAAAGCUUUGUGACCUUAAUGUUUCAUUCGUGAUGUUAAGUAGACGUAGGAAUUAGAAACCAUUUAACCCUAGCACCUUCAAGAGUUGACGGGGAGGAAGAAAUGUCUAUUUUUUGAAAGUGCUCUGGUUAUAGAGUUUCGUAUUGUUGACAUAAAUGUGUCAAUAGUUUGAAGUUUUGUGCUGUGUAAGACUUGUUCAUGUAACCCCAGUUACGUGGUUUGUUGGUCAAUUUCAUGUUUAGUGUUAUUCCACGUGUAUAAUAAACACGAGUAUCUUGCAAGUAAAUCUCCCUGUACAGUUCAAGUUUAAUUAGACUUUUUAAACUUUUACGUAAGAUUAAAUGUAAGAAGAUGUACGUUGAAAUUGUAAAGAUCAAUGAGUUUGUUAAAACUAUUACUAUUGCUUUGGUAUGCAUUAUGCGUGUAUUUCAAGACCAUAUUCUGUUUCUACAAGAUUUUUUUCAAUAAAUAUAUGUAGGUUUCGUGAAA